CGCUCUGUUUCCGGAUGUGGUGAACUGUAUGCAGACAGAUAAUGUUGAAUUGAAGAAGCUGGUUUAUCUGUAUCUAAUGAAUUAUGCAAAAAGCCAACCAGAUCUUGCUAUCAUGGCUGUCAACACUUUUGUUAAGGAUUGUGAAGAUCCAAACCCGUUGAUUCGUGCUCUGGCCGUGCGAACAAUGGGUUGUAUAAGAGUCGAUAAGAUCACGGAAUAUUUGUGUGAACCUUUGCGUAAAUGCAUGAAAGAUGAGGAUCCGUAUGUUCGUAAAACUGCGGCAGUAUGUGUUGCGAAAUUGCAUGACAUCAAUGCAUCACUGGUGGAGGACCAGGGUUUCGUGGAUUUGCUCAACGAUUUGUUGAGCGAUUCGAAUCCAAUGGUAGUGGCAAAUGCCGUAGCAGCUUUGACGGAAAUCAACGAAUCUCAUGUACUUAUUGAGAUUAACUCCCAAACAAUCAACAAACUGUUGACAGCACUGAAUGAAUGCACCGAAUGGGGCCAAGUUUUCAUUCUUGAUGCGCUCUCUUCCUAUCAGCCAAAAGAUGAGCGCGAAGCACAGAAGUAUGUUUUUUUUGUGACUAUGUUUUUUAUGUUUGUUUUUUUUUUAAUGUUUUUUUUUUUUUUUCAUCAGUGAUC
Messenger RNA from Gongylonema pulchrum, 639 nucleotides. NCBI's taxonomy places the organism in Eukaryota, Metazoa, Nematoda, Chromadorea, Rhabditida, Gongylonematidae. The record is from the annotation of a GenBank genome assembly.